AUGUAUCCUCAAGGAAAAAUAAAGCGUAGUAAGAUUGGCUGUAUAGAAUACCUGAGCCAAUUGUGGAAAGUUUGGAGUUUUGGUAAGUUUAUACCAAAAAACCAGGUUCAUCACUUUCAGGAUCCAAAUAAUGAUAACAUCUGGUCAUUAGAAUUUUCUAAUGAUACUGACAAUACUCUUACGAUAUCUCUUACUUUGUCGACAAGUAUGGUAUCUAAAUCUGAAGCUAGUGGAACUAGGUACUUUUAUGAGUUAACUAUUUUUGAUACAAAGAUGAAGGAGUUGUGCAAAAAAGAGAGUUCCUGGAAUUUCAGUAUGGGUACAUCAAAAGAUUGGCACAUAAAUGAGACUCAGCUUAUACUUAAUAGUCUUCAAAGUGAUGGAAGUUUGUUUGUUCAAUGUAAUAUAUCUACAGAUAAUAUAUUUGUAUCAAGGGACCAUAGUUUUCAAUCAGAAUUGUGUUGGAAUUUUACAUUGUUUCUUAAAAACCAAACAUUAACUGACGUUACCAUUAUUACAAACAAUGAAAAACUUAGGGCUCACAAAAUUGUAUUAGCAUGCAGAAGUCCAGUAUUUUUAGCCAUGUUUGAUAACGAUAUGUUAGAAAGUAGAAAUAAUGUUGUUGAAAUUAAAGAUUUUGACUCUAGUGUUAUUAUAGAAAUGUUGCGUUAUAUGUAUACUGGAGAAGUGGAAAACAUAAAUGACAUAGCAGACGAUUUAGUCCGUUGUGCCGAUAAAUAUUUAAUAUCUGAGUUAAAAGAAUCAUGUGAAACAUACCUUGCUAACUCGCUGACUCUUGAUAACGUAUUGAGUAGACUCUGCUUUGCAAAUUUUCAUAACUGCAAUGAUUUGAAAAAUAAAGUAUGCCGUUUUUUUGCGACUCAUAAGCAAGAAAUUAUUGACCAUCCAAAUUUCAAAGAGCUGUCAGAAGAGCAACCAUCUUUAAUAAUUGAUCUUUUUUGUAACAUGGUACCGGAGAAGCUUUCAUAA
Molecule: messenger RNA, 990 nt
Organism: Copidosoma floridanum
Lineage: Eukaryota; Metazoa; Arthropoda; Insecta; Hymenoptera; Encyrtidae
Product: speckle-type POZ protein-like
Molecular function (GO): protein binding
Source: RefSeq, a predicted model, not a curated record